AACUUUGAGUUGUAUGUAUACCUUAUCUUGUGAUUAAUUAUUAUAUUAUAUCCUAAUUUGUUAUUAUUACAAAUUUUAUAUUUCAGUCUUUUAACAAGAAGUGCAAUGCAAUCUCCUCCAAGUCUUGAAGCUUUAAUUGAAGAGGUGAAGAACGACCCAUCAGAUCUUGGCUCUUGCAGUGCACUAGAGAAACUUUGUGGUUAUGUUGAUGAUCUCUCACAGAAAAUCACAAAGACUUCUGACACCAGAGUAACAGAUGAGCUACAAAGUUUUGCAAUCACUCUUUGGAAUACUGCUGUCACAAGAAAAACUGGUAAAAAUCUGGAGAAAAAUGCAAAUGCAAAAUUAAGACAUUGUGCUUGCCUGCUGGUAUUCCAUGAUAAUGGACCAACACAGAACAACCCUGUACUGCUGAAAAGACAAAUCAUGAUGGCUAUCAAAACAUCCAGAGCAUGGCUAGAUAGUGAUAGUCCCUUGCUGGCAGAUACGUCCCUCAAUUGGGCAAUGCAGAGUGUGGAGAGGUUCAAAUCCUUCUUAGAAGCUGAAGCAGAAGAUUCAGAGAGUAGGGCUGCUGAAAUGAAAGAGUUGGAGAAAAGCAUGCUCAAAAUGUUAACAUACAGGGUUGAGUGUGCCUGUAUUCAAGAUAACACUGAAACUGCUAUGGAAGCCCUGCAGAGUGCCAAGUAUUUGUUACCAAAGAUGCCAAAGGAGGCGCCGUAUUUAUGUGUUAUGUGCUACAACUUAGGCUGUGCGGCAUAUAAGAAAAAGCAGUUCAAGUCAUCGGCUAUGUGGCUGCGAGAGAGCAUCGAACUUGGAAAGGAUGAACGCGCAGUGGGUUCUGAAAAUCAGGCUAAAUCUCUUCGUCUGUUGGCCACUGUGUACAUUGACUGGGACAUCAAGCAGUAUAUGCAAAAAGCAUUGAAUGCAGUAGGCCUAGCAAAUGCUGAGUAUUGUCACCCUGUUGGGCUGUACCUGAAACUACGGAUAUUACUUAAAGGAGAUUUCACAGACAGCCGCAUUCAGUCAGCUCUUGAAGAUAUAAUUCGUCACAGCGAUCUAGAAAUAGAUACAGCAAUACAAACAAUUAACCUGCUUGCAGCAAGUACGAGGUAUGACUUAGCAUUUGACAUGUGCAAGAAAAUAACAAUGAAGUUCCAAACAUCACCUCAAGUAGGCCAAGUGUUGUUGCUGCAUUUGGAGAUGUUGUUGGAGAAAAACAUGAGGCAGGCCGCCAAAGACAUGAUUGAAGACUCUGUCACUGGAACAUUGCAGAUGUUGGAUAUUGAUACAAAAACGAAACUUCACAUUAUGCUAUGGAAACAAGCAGCAAGUGCCUUUGAGGGUGAUGAUUUCAGUGAAUCACUCACUUGGUAUAACUACUCACUCAGCUUGUUUUCAAAUUCUGAUAAAGGCAACAAGAACCUGGCAAAGUUACAGCGUAACAGAGCAUCAUGUUUCCUUGCCCUCAACAACCUAGCAAAGGCUGAAGAGGCCAUCGGAGAAGCUGUGAAACAUGAUGUGGCAAAUUGCUAUUCUUACUUCCUCGUGUACAAAGUAGCAUUGAUGAAAGGACAAGAUACUAAUGCUAUUGAAGCAAUCAAAAAGAUGUGUGAAGAAAGAAAGGAAAAGCCUCAAGACAUCACUGAGAAUGUGACAGAAGAGGAGCAGAAUCAACGUGGAUUGAUAUGCUUGGCUGCACAAUUAGCAUUUGAGGAGGAGUUCUUGAAUCUUGCUCUGAGCCAUGUGGAUGAUUGCCGGACAAUUUGUCAGAAGCUGAAGACUGCAGUCGACCCAGAGAAACCUGUAAAAGACACAACUGCAGUGCUGAUUGUGCUUUAUGAAUUUGAAGCAUUAGCAAGACUUGGACGAGCCCACAAGUUGAUGGACGUACUCGAGAAGGCCAUUGCCUUACCGUAUCGACAGACAAAAAUGUUUGAAACAUUAGCAGGGUUGUGCAUGCAGACAUCAGUUGCCUAUAAAGACGUAGCUCUCAAAGCUCUCAAUAUUGCCUUUGAAAUGCACAUGGCUAGUGACAUCAUUGACUUUAAGAAAUGCAGUAAAGUCAUACACAGUCUAGUAGAGUUAACAUCACAGAAUGUCAACAAAAGUACAGGGACCAACAAUGACAAAUGUUGGGACAUUUUUAAAAAGUCAUUAGAAAUUAUUGAACAGAAUGCAAAGGGGGAAUACCCUGAGGUGGAGAUACAGUGGCUAAUGAUAAAGGCAUGGAACACAGGCAUCCACAUGUACAGUGCCGGACAGCAUGUUGAGGCUGAGAAGUGGUGCAGUAUGUCCUUGCAGUUCCUACAUCAUUUGCCUACAAUGAGAAGCAAUUACGAAGCUCAUAUGAAUAACAUAUAUGCAGAAAUUCUGUCAAAAAUUGAGAAAAACCAAGCAAAAGUAGGAACAGAAGAAUAAUGACAAGAAAAGUAAGCUGAAAAGGUGCUGAAUUUCAUCCACGCUCUAGAAAUACUCUUUUCACACACCGGUGGUUGUUUUACAAAGUUACAAAGUUAUAAAUUUUGUUGAUGUUAGCAAUAACUAUAAUAAUGAAGAUGAAUCUGUUGAAUAAUAAUGAUUAUUAUGAUGAAUAAUAUUAUUUAUAAAAAAAAGACAGUUAAUAAUAUAGAUUUUAUGAUUAUUAAGAAUAGUGAUAGCAAUAAUUAUGAAUCAUAAGAGUAGUCAGUUCUGUUUAUUUUUGUUUUAUCUUUUUCAUUUUUAUAUUUUAAGGUUUUUUAAUUUGUUAUGAAAAUGAUUGUUUUACCUGCACAAAUUACAGUGUUUAAAAUAUUGAUGGUGUUUUCAAUAUUGUAACAUAUAAUGAAUGUUA
This is a messenger RNA of Anneissia japonica, 2830 nucleotides long. RefSeq names its product testis-expressed protein 11-like. The record is from RefSeq and is a predicted model, not a curated record. The transcript is spliced from 24 exons. NCBI's taxonomy places the organism in Eukaryota, Metazoa, Echinodermata, Crinoidea, Comatulida, Comatulidae. The coding region runs from base 106 to 2418 and encodes 770 amino acids. Gene Ontology annotation, biological process: synaptonemal complex assembly; reciprocal meiotic recombination; male meiosis chromosome segregation. Gene Ontology annotation, cellular component: central element. Gene Ontology annotation, molecular function: protein binding.